Messenger RNA from Hirsutella rhossiliensis, 924 nucleotides. Its product is annotated as phosphorylase superfamily domain-containing protein. The transcript is spliced from 3 exons. Gene Ontology annotation, molecular function: S-methyl-5-thioadenosine phosphorylase activity. The record is from RefSeq and is a predicted model, not a curated record. Gene Ontology annotation, biological process: nucleoside metabolic process. The coding region runs from base 1 to 924 and encodes 307 amino acids. Gene Ontology annotation, cellular component: cytosol. Lineage: Eukaryota; Fungi; Ascomycota; Sordariomycetes; Hypocreales; Ophiocordycipitaceae.
AUGGCUGACCUCCCCACCACCUUUGACAAGCCCGUCCACAUCGCCGUCAUCGGCGGCACGGGUCUUGCCCACCUCGAAGGAUACGACCCCGUUGCCGUGCUGAACCCCGUCACGCCCUGGGGCCCUCCGUCCUCGCCCAUCCACAUCCUCUCUCACAACGGCGUGUGCAUUGCCUUUCUCGCUCGCCAUGGCUUGCACCACCAGUUCGCCCCCCACGAGGUGCCCAACCGUGCCAACAUUGCCGCCCUGCGCCACAUCGGAGUGCGAUGCCUCAUUGCCUUUUCAGCCGUUGGCUCCCUGCAGGAGGAGAUCAAGCCCAUGGACUUUGUUGUCCCUGAUCAGGUGAUUGACCGCACAAAGGGCAUUCGUCCCUUUACCUUUUUCGAAGGUGGUGUUGUCGGCCACGUUGGCUUCGCAGACCCCUUUGACGCCGGCUUGGCCGAGGUGGUCAAGACGUGCGCAAAGCACAUGGACGGCCAAGGGGUUGUGCUCCAUGAAAAGGGCACCGUCAUCUGCAUGGAGGGUCCGCAGUUCUCGACCCGGGCCGAGUCCCACAUGUACCGGUCCUGGGGCGGCUCCGUCAUCAACAUGUCGACCCUCCCCGAGGCCAAGCUGGCGCGGGAAGCUGAGAUGGCUUACCAGGUCAUUGCCAUGGCGACCGACUACGACUGCUGGCACUCGUUUGAGGACGUCAAUGUCGAGAUGGUAGGCAAGUACAUGCAGGCCAACGGCAAGAACGCCAAGAGGCUGGUUGGUGGUGUGCUGGAUCAGCUCUCGAGACUCGAGCACAGCGACCUCGUCAUGGCCAAGCAUUGGGAGGGCUCAAGCCGAGGCGCCGUCAUGUUCAUGACCAAGCCCGAGGGUAGGAACCCGGAAGCCAUGAAGAAGGUGGAAUACCUCUUCCCAGGCUUCUGGGAGCCUUGA